UCUUUUUUUCCAAGAGACAUGAGAAGCUGCGAAGUUUAUCUAAGUUCGUGAGAGACUUGUGCUGUGUUUCAGACAUAAUUACCCGAUUCUCAAGUGUCUUUUGAAGCAUUAUAUAAACAACUGACUGAACACAUCCUCCCGAGCUGGACCGAAAAAAAAACAACACAUGCACAGGAUAAUAAACAAUAACAAACCCACGUAACUUGGAAUAACACAGUGGACCUCGCAGAAAUAUACAAUGUAAACCUCCAACAUAUGUGGAAAAACACCGUUGACCUCAUAGAAAAUACAAUGCUUAGCCUCCUCUUGUACUUGUGGUUUCUUUGGGGGAUUUGUGUGCUAUGCCUCCACAUAGAGUCCCCGUCAUUUUUUACACACCGAGAUAGACUCAGUGAAGGAGGAGAAGUUGCUGAGGAUAAUCCUGUGAUGCAAGGAAAGGAGGAAAGGAAGUUACUGAAGCAAAAUAUUGAACAAAGCGACCGGGUGUUCUAUGGUAACAUUCGCGGGAGGGAGAGAGUGAGAAGAUUCGUGGGCGACGGUCGCGUAGGCUCCGCCCCCAUGGCAGACGAAGGCCACGCCCAGGCUCCUCCCACGAGCUCGACCAUCGUCCACUACGAACAGCUGAUGAUCCUGAAGACGACGGACUUAGCUGGAAGGCUUGUGGGCUGCACCUUCAGUCAGCGUCUCCAGUCAUCGAAGAGCCAGCGCUCCCAGUUCGCCAGGUGGUGGAGGAGGAGCCAGGGCGCCGUCGAGCGUCCGUCCUCCGUCUCGGGGUUCCUUGACGUCGUGGAAGGCUGUCUCGAGACGGAGGUUCCUGCGUCUAGGACUUCGUGGACUUUCCGGACUCUCCUGAAGGUAAUUGCUCCAGGUGAGAGACAGGAGGAGGGGUAA
Penaeus vannamei (Pacific white shrimp) is the source of this 891-nucleotide messenger RNA. NCBI's taxonomy places the organism in Eukaryota, Metazoa, Arthropoda, Malacostraca, Decapoda, Penaeidae. The record is from RefSeq and is a predicted model, not a curated record.